This is a messenger RNA of Motacilla alba alba, 2895 nucleotides long. Its product is annotated as CD59 glycoprotein-like. The coding region runs from base 512 to 889 and encodes 125 amino acids. The record is from RefSeq and is a predicted model, not a curated record. The transcript has 3 exons. NCBI's taxonomy places the organism in Eukaryota, Metazoa, Chordata, Aves, Passeriformes, Motacillidae.
GCACUUCAUGGGUCGCUGCUUGGAACACUUUGUGGGUCACAAGAGUCUGCUGCUUAUGUGCACAUAUCUAGGUCUAUAUCUUAAUGUCUCUCUAUAUAUAUGUGUGUGUCUAUGUGUUGGAUUUGGACCACUCAAGUCUCAAGCAUAGGCUUAAUCCUCCAAAAUAUUUAAUGCUCUGACCCUGAUCCAGCAAAUCCCAUGGGCAAAUGUAAUGAGGCUGUUGGAGGAGUCGGAGGCUGUGGCAUGUGGUGACAGGAUGGUUUUUAAGCAUGUCUGGCACUGAAAGGUGAAUAAUUUCCUGCUCCUGGAAGAAUUUGCCUGCAGGGCUGGUGGAGACGAGGUUGGUGUGAUCAGAGGUGCAGCCAGAAUAAGCUCCAUAAGUAGCACUCUUGAACACCUCUUUAUCCUGUAAGUUAUCCUCUGCACAGGAUUAGGGAUGGAGGAGAAGCAUUAAGGCUCUAAUAGCAAACAAACUGCUUUCUUUGCCUAAUGGUGCAUCUCUUGGAUCUCCAUGAUGUGGACAGUCUUCAGCCUGCUUCUUGUCAGCUCCCUUUUUGUCCUCAAAAGUGAGGCACUGCAGUGUUACACCUGUGUAGGUUCUAGUGAUGACGACUGCAACAGACAAGGAAGUCAGCAGUGCCCAGGCCAUGCAGAUGCCUGUGCAGUCAUUAGAGGACAAGCAAGUGGCAUCAUGAAGUCCUGCUCGUUCAGGUCCUUCUGCGAGCGGGCGAGGCGUGACGGGUCGAGAGCGCCCGGGGUGAGCGUCCACUGCUGCUACUCCAACAACUGCAACGCCAGGAGCCUGGCUCCCAGGGUCACCUGCUCCAGCAGCUACUUCUCCCUCCUCAUCCUCACUCUGCUCUGGCACCCCUUGUUGAAGCUGACAUGAGGGGAAAAAAGAAGAAAAAAAAAAAAAGAAGAGUAUCCUGAAGCAACAACUCUGCCUUCUUAGCAAGGAAUGAUAAUAUUUCCUAAUCACGUUGCUCCAUGUACCAUUUAUCUCACUAGGCAAAAAGCUGUAGGAAGACCUGACAGAUGUUUAGAUAAAAAUUGUUUCAUCUGCUAAAUAGGUCUUGAUCUCAGUGUAAGAAACGCUGCCCUGUUGCUUAUCCUGAGGGGUUGAUUGUGUGAAUACAUCACAUUUUCCUGCAAUUUGGAUAAGGAGAAAUCUUUGCUGCAGGUCACCCGGUAGUAGGGUAAAGGGCAAAUGUCUGCCAAAUGCUUUUCACUGUUGGCAGAUAUUCAAAAGCAAGCUGAAAUUUUCAAGCACAAAGUGUCUGAAAAUUCUAGCAAGCAAGGUAAUCUUUCAGAGCAUAUUGGUGUGCUGGACAAAAGGAAACUUGAAAUACAGAUGAUUUAGUAUUAAUGCAAACUGGUAAGAGAAGGUGAUUAAGAGAAUGAGGAGGUAUAUUCUGUUGUAUAUGCUAUGUUCCUGGCAGAGGGGCUGGUACUGGAUGGUCUUUAAGGUCCCUUCCAACCCAAACCAUUCAAUGCUUCUAUGUUUGUGUGUAUUUCCUUGGGAAAACCACCUUCCAGUCUUCUCUUUUCUCAUCCUUUGAGAAUUUUACCACAGUAUCAGAAGAAGAAGAAGAAAAAAGAAGAAUUUGGAAGCUGUUUUUGAACUGGUACUCCAUCCAAAGAUUGGCUCAAUCUAUCUCCCCUGCUGGUUUUAAAAACAAGUGAUUAAUCCCUCUCUUGUAGGCAAAUUAUAACUUGAGUUUAUAAUUCUUGAGGUUUCAGUUAUGUAAAUAAUUCUCUACUGCCCUGAACUGCAGCCUUUGAGAGUAAGAGUGUAUAUAUCUAUACAGGUCUCUCCCUUCAGUGAUGGAGUCGAGGUGGUUUGUGUAUCCUUUUCAUUUUGCAAAGUGAAAGAAAUUACUUGGAGGUCUUUAGAGGAGUAAAGAGGGACUAAAUCAAUAUUUUUAAUAGACCCAUUCAUGGCAGUUUUACCAAGUAAAUGAUCCAGAAGGGGUCACAUAGUAGAAGGCACUGUGCAUCACUACCUCCUUUGAUCCAAAACUCAGAGCACCAGGCAAGCAGAUGAGUGAAGUUUGUAGAUUUUAAUGUCCAGCUGUGAUGAUCUCAUCCAACCCCUGGCACACAACGUGCACAGGAUUGGCUGAAAGUCCAGCUGGUGUAACUGAAGUAGAGGUGGUCUUUCCAGUUCUAGUUUUAGUUGCCUGGUAGGAAAAUGGUUAGGUCAUCGAAUUUAUGGAACUCACAAAAUACGUGGCAAAGUAGUUUUUCCCCUAGCUUUGUGUUGUGACUUUUUUCAGUAUAAUUCUUUGAAAAAUCAGUUCUGGGCAGUGUGUUGUAGAAUUCUUCACAUUGACCAAAAUUCUGUUCAGUUUGCAAACUCUAGAGUGCUGCAAGGUCAAUGAGUGCAUCCUCCCUGCAGAGCAUAACCCUUGCCUGCCUUGUAGCUGUCACAGGGGCCAAGCUGUCUCCUUGUUUUACUGUGCUCUUUGCCCAGUGUGGAUCCUUCCAUCAUCUCAUGUAGGUUGUGGCUUCAGACUGGCUGGAUUCCCCUGGGGUUUUGUUCAGGUGGGCUCAGACAAGGCAGUUUGGUCUAUUUUUAGUCUCUAGGCACCACUCUGAUAAAGCUGUUGAAUAUAAAGAUUGCAACAAUGCAGCAGAUCUUGGCUGAGAAUGUUAAUUUGGACUCCAGUGUCUCAUCUGUAUAAAAUAUCACUUAAAUUGGUGUAAGUAUUUUUCAUUUCAUUCUCAGCUUGGAGCAGUUCCUUCAAUCUCUUCUGCUACAGGAAGCAGGUAUUGAUUGUAUCUUUAUCUUCAUAUGGUUCUGUAAUGAUAAAUCUGUAUUGAAUGUAAUCUCUGUAUGUGCUCAGUGCAUUUCCUUAAUGAGAAAAUAAAUUACAUGCAAUGGCUGACAUUGUC